AUGAAUAUCCUUGAGCUGGGUUCAUUGACUCGCUGGAGCGAAAUUCGCAAGAAGAACCGAUUAAUUGACAAAGGAAUACAUCUUAACCGACAGACAGUCGACUUAGCACGCGACGAAAUCGACCGGAGGCGCCAUGAAUUCAUAGGUGACGUCCACCGGGGCGCAGAAGUUGUUGGGGACCUCGUCCGCAAAGUAAGCAAGAGGAGCAAGCGCAGCCACGAUAGUGGACAUGAUAACACUUCCCGAGACGAUCCCGAUGACAUGGGUCCACUAGGUCCACCAGGGGCCGGGCUUGAACAUGAGCAUUCCUCGUUACCCCGUGAGGUUUAUGCCGAGCGCGAAUGCGUCAUGGGCCAGGCGGUGCCAGAGGAAGUGGAGGUUUCAUCGAUAGACGACGGAUCGGACGACGACUCGGACGACGAACAUGAAUGGAUACAAAUGGAAGAUCAUUCAUCUCAUAUGACCUCGAAGGUUCAGCCAUACACUGACUUCAAAAGACAAAAUGUGCGAGGCGGAGAACCUAACACGGGAGAUUACGUGAUCAACAUGGAUACCAUCCAGGGUGAACACACUUCGCAUAGUGAAUUAAAGGUCAAGCCUGCUGAGCUGGAUGAUUCAGAGCAACAUGGCGUAGGCGAAGGUAAGGCCAAGUCAGUAGACACGGAAAUCGAAAGGCUAACCCAAGAGCACGGCGCUCAUAUGUAUAUGAGCAAGGUUAAGUCCGCAAGUACAGAGUUCGAAGAUGCUGACUCGAGUGGGAAAUCUAGCCGCAGAGGUUCAAAAGUAACGAAACAAGAUUAA
This is a messenger RNA of Daldinia childiae, 801 nucleotides long. RefSeq lists its product as uncharacterized. NCBI's taxonomy places the organism in Eukaryota, Fungi, Ascomycota, Sordariomycetes, Xylariales, Hypoxylaceae. The record is from RefSeq and is a predicted model, not a curated record. The transcript has a single exon. Bases 1 to 801 code for a protein of 266 amino acids.